Condylostylus longicornis is the source of this 2789-nucleotide messenger RNA. RefSeq names its product pancreatic triacylglycerol lipase. The record is from RefSeq and is a predicted model, not a curated record. Gene Ontology annotation, molecular function: carboxylic ester hydrolase activity; lipase activity. Gene Ontology annotation, biological process: lipid metabolic process. NCBI's taxonomy places the organism in Eukaryota, Metazoa, Arthropoda, Insecta, Diptera, Dolichopodidae. Bases 293 to 1882 code for a protein of 529 amino acids. The transcript is spliced from 4 exons.
UCAAAUUAAAAUUCUUUAAAACACAUGGUGAUUAUUAUUAAAAUUAUAAACAAAUAAUUUGUAUAUAAAAGAAAUACAAUAAUUAAUAUAAAAAUUUGUAACUUGUGUGGAAAUGUGACUUUGUUGUUCUUAUCUUAAAAAAAUAAUAAAUUAUAAGUGUAAAAUUAAAAUUCAGUAUUAAAAAAUUUGUAUUUUACGAUAUACAUACAUAUAAUUUUUAAAAAUAAUUUAUUAAAAUAACAAAUAAUAUUUAAGAAUAAUAAUAAAAGUAAUAAAAAAUUAGAAUACAAUCAUGUAUAUAGCAAAUUCAACAAGUCUGCUUUUGCAGACAAUGUUAUAUUUAUCAAAUCAAACUUCUAAAACCGCAUCAAAUGCAUUGAAUGAUUUUCCACCUGCUCUUAAAAGUGAAUUAAAUGAAGUUAGAUGUUUUGGAAUUUAUGGUUGUUUUCCAUUGACUGGACCAUUUACAACAAAUACACGUCAAAUAAAUGUUCAUCCACAACGGCCAUCAGAAAUUCAACCGCAUUUUCCAGUAUUUAAUAAAGAAAAUCCAGAAAAUCCAAAUUUUGUUGAUCUUAAGAAACCGACUGAUGUUACAAAAUUCGGUAUAAAUCCGUAUGCAAAAUUUUUUGUUAUUGUUCAUGGUUAUUUGGAGGCUGGUAAUAAACCAUGGAUGCUUGAUACUGCAAAAAAAUUAUUACGUGCAGAACCAGAUUGUUCUGUAAUGAUGAUUGAUUGGGGUGCAGGUUCACAUCCACCAUAUACACAAGCUGUUGCUAAUAUACGAUUAGUUGGUGUUAUGGCAGCACAUAUUAUACAUUUAAUUUAUGCUGAAACUGGUAUGAAAAAUUUAGAUCAGGUUCAUAUGAUUGGGCAUUCAUUAGGUUCACAUUUAUCUGGUUAUACGGGUACAGCAUUACAAAAAGAAUUUGGUUUAAAAUUGGGCCGUAUAACAGGUUUAGAUCCAGCUGCGCCAUUAUUCUCUGGUACUGAACCAAUUGUUCGCUUAGAUAGAAGUGAUGCAAAAUAUGUUGAUGUUAUUCAUACUGAUUCAAAUCCAUUAAUGAGUGGUGGUUUAGGUAUGAAUUCACCCAUUGGUCAUGUUGAUUUUUACCCAAAUGGUGGAUUCGAUAAUCCUGGAUGUGGUGGAAAUUUACAUGAACAUAUAACUGAUGAAAAAAGUUUCUUUACAAGUGUACGACAUUUUCUUGGUUGUAAUCAUAUAAGAAGUCAUCAAUUCUUUACUGAAAGUAUUACACCAAAAUGUGGCUUUAAUUCAAUUACAUGUGAUUCAUAUGAGAGUUUUAAGAGUGGAAAAUGUGAUAGGUGUGGCGAAAAUAAUAAUUAUUGUAUUAGAUUUGGCUAUAAUAGUUACAGAGAUUAUCAAAAAUUGUUAGAAAGAGGUGUUGUUAAUAAUAAUACAUUACUUAUGGCUUAUUUAUCUACAGCUAAGAGCAAACCUUUCUGCAGACAUCACUAUAAAAUCACAGUAAGAAUAUCAAAUUCAGAAGAAAGUAUAUUACAUGGUGGUGAAAUUGGUACAUUGUCGAUAAAAUUGCAUGCGAGAAAACGGCGUGAAACUGAAACGAUGCCAUUCUCAUCUUCACCACAAUAUUUUGAACCUGGAGAAGAAUAUGUAUCCGUUGUUCCGGGAAAAGAUAUUCAAAAUCCAACACAUGCUACAAUUACAUGGGAUUAUCAAACAAGUUUAUUAAAUCCGUUAACAUGGAGAAUAGUUUCAACACCACGAAUUUAUGUUGAUUUUAUAUUAAUAGAAUCAAUUGAAAAUCCUAAAUUUGAAAUGAAAUUAUGUCCACAAAUGGAUUCACCAAUAAUAUCUGGGAGUGAUAAUAUUUUAGAAAUAAAUAAAUGCAAAUUUUAAUAAUGUGGUUAAAAACUAAAAAUAUGUAAUAGAAAAUAUUUAUUAAAAAAAAAACGAACAAAAAUUUCGGAGAAAUUUGUUAUAUUAAAUUUUCAAUAAGAAUCAAAAGAAAUGGUUAUAUCCGAAAUACACCUUUUAUAAAUUUUAGUUAAUACACAAACCACAAAAUGCAUGCAUAUUUUUACUUAGAAAAUUUUCACCACCAAACUUGUUUCUGUGUGUUGAAAAGUAAGUUUAAAUUUUAUAUUGUCAAAAAUAAUUCAAUUCAAAAUACAGUGCCAUCUUGUGUUUAAAUUGACAUCUUCAACUAUUGUGAUUUUCUUUUAAGUAUUUAGUUUGUAGAACGUAGAUGUCGCGAUAAAAUAUUGAUUUGGUCGUUUAUUCACAUUUAAAUCGAUUAAAAUAUGAUUUUUGCAUUCAAAUAAUAAAAUUUUGAAAUUGUUUCAAUAAAAUAUUUAAAGAAAUAAAUGCAUUUUAUAAAGAAAUAUGUUGGAACCGCCAAUAAAAUCGAUUCAGAAGCGAAUAAACAAUUCAAAUUAGUUUAAGUAGCAAUAAUAUUUAAGUAUUCGAUUUUAUUUAAUUCUAAUUUUCAAUGCAAAAAAUUUUUUUUAUGUAUAAUGAAUGUAUGUAUACGUAUAAAAAUAUUUGUAUUAAAUUAUAUUUUGUUAUACAUAUAAUGUAAUAUAUAUGUAAAUUUGUACAUAUUAUAGUAGAAUCUCUAUGCAUAUAGAUAUCUAGCUUUAAUUUUAUAAAACUCAGAAGAGAAUUAACAUUGUAAAUAUUAUUCGCUAUACAUUUAAUUUUCAUUAACGUUUAACAUUACAUAAUAAUUAUUUUGUAAGUAUCAAUAAAUGCACUUAUAUUUCUAAGCAAAAUAAAAAUAAUAAUAAUGAUAUUAAUUAACACA